CGACAACGACCAGCUCCCGUGGCUCGUUUAUGCAGCACCGUUUCAUUGUUCUUAUAAAAAUAAUCUCAACUUUAUUAUUUUUCUUAUAACAGACUAUCAUGUGGCUCAUCACCGGUCCAUUCGAUUGCGUUGAACAGGGGGAUACGACAACAACCAAAACAAAGCUACUCAAGCCUGGAAAAAAGUAUGGGCUCGGUCGUAAAGAUCGACCGCUGGUAGUGAAUAACAAAAAGGUUUCUCGUGAUGCUUGUGAGUUCAGAGUGGGCCCAGUAUACGCCGGAUGAUAUGGUCGAUCCAUCGUACAUUCCCACACUGGAGGUAGUCAAUAACAAGGACAAGAGCCUCAUGGUCAAACGACAAGGAGACGACGACGUGACCUGCAAUCCGUCAGCCUCUGUCACUCUCGAGGAUGGAGACCACAUUACAGUCCUUGCCGGUAUUGUGCUGGAAGUGCGAUGGCAACGAAUAGCAUGUUUUGUCCCACCAGUCAGAGGCAUGCCCUCAUUUUCUUCUGAAGACUGCGCUUCAAUCGGUAUCAACACACUUGCUUCGACGCACGAGCUUCUCACACAUCACCUCACAUCAAAGUAUGAAGUGACAACCCCAGUCAUGACCUCUCUGCUCUGCGCUGCUCAACUUGUCAAGCCCGAGUGGUUGCAAGAUCUUAUACGACUUGGCAGUACUCCUGUAGAAAACGACUCUUUCGGUUUGACUGUUCUCGAAAAGUCUUUCGUCCCGCCCCUUGAGAGCAAGUACCGUCCCGCUUUUGGACCCGCUCUCCCUCCUGUGCUUAAGAGCUUCAAGCACUGGGAGCCCAACGAAGAGAGGUUGAACCUACUGAGAGGCUUCCGCUUCAUUCUUCCCGCGGAGGACGGGGAAGUUGACCCAGAGCUGAGGGAGCUAGUCGUGAGGGGUGGCGCAGAAUAUGAAGGAUUCAAUCUGAAGGCGGGGCUCGGGAAGUGGAGGCAGGUAAUUGCUAAGGGAAAGAGGAAAGUAGAAGAGCUAAGAGGUGCGGGCAAGGGGCUUGUCGUACUGGCGAAGGAUAGUGUAAUACAGAGGGCUGUCGAAGAGGAGAAGUGGAAAGAAAUGGUUGCAGAUGCUGAAAGCCUGAGCGCGCAUGUCGUUCAGCUGGAGACAGUUCUCGAGGCUGUCAUCCACGUCGACGCGUCUCGCAUCGCAUCCUCCGCAAGCGGUUCACAAGAAUCGCCAAGUGACUCUUCUCCUUUGCCUUCUUUUGUUCCCAAUACACACCCCGACGAACCAUCUUUCCCAACAGGCUCAAACAAACACAUCUCCGUAGAUCAAGUCCAACGCGCAGCUUCCCCUGGAAGCCAAAGGCAGGAUGUCGGUAUGCGUUCACCUUCACCUCCCGCGGUUCCCGAGCCUCCACCAACGCAGCCGAAGCGAAAGCCUCUGGUGCGACGAUUGCCUCUAGUAAUGCCAGGUGAGGCAGAAGAAGGAUCCCUGAUGAACUUCUUCAAGCUCGAGUCAGACGUUGACAGUGAACCCAAGAAACCACCGUCGGGCGGUCGCCCGCGCUUGAAGCGCCGAUUCGGAUUGCCGGGACUCCCUGCGCCUCCCGAGAUCGAGGCCCCUGUUGUGGUCAUCGACGAUGUAGUCGAGGAAGAAGCCCCGCACAAGAAGUUCAAAGCUUUGUUUGAGGCGAGCGACCCAGCCAAGAUGCUUGUCGAAGGCUCGCAGGCUUUUGAUGCAGCCUACGAUAGUGCGGUGGGUACCCAAAAUGAGAGCGUCACACAAACAGGGCGAUCUCCUGCCUUAGCGCCACCAAAGCGAUUACCGGUUGUAGCAGAGGAAGAAGAGAGCUUGAGCGGGCCAUCGCAGCGCGCCAAGUCCGUCGCACUCGAGGGGGUGCCCCCGGUGGUGGAGGAUGCAGGGCCGUCGUCCCAGAUGCCAGCCACACAACCUAGGGCGAAGUCAAAGGCACCUCCGUCCCGCCAGCCGUCAGAACCACCUCGGACCACGACAAAGUCCAAGAAAGCCACUGAUGGCGGCAAGCACACGGUCGAUAAGGACGAGGCUUUCCUCACUGCUGUUGCUUCGACGAAGCGCGGGAAGAAGACCGAGGACGGAUUUGACCGCGAGUUCAAUAAGUUGCGGAUUUCGAAGCCGGAUCUGCAGCGCGAGGACCAGGCAUGGGCGGUGAUGGGGGACUUUGACAUCCCGAACGUCAGAGGGAACUUUAUGGUCGUCAUGGAUCUGGAUGUGUUCAAGAACUCGAACAGCCGUCGCGAGGUGGUUACGAAUGACUCUGCUUUCAUGAACCGACCGAACUUCAAGAAAUUUAAGAAGAAAUUGAAUGGAUUUUCUCGUGCACCGAUCGAACUCGUGGCUGAAGAGGAGAAUGACUAUGGCAUGGGUGCAGGUUACUGGAAAGACGCCGUUUCAGCCAAAGACUACACCAAGGACUCGCAGGCAACCGAAAAUGGGAUUCAACAAAGCAAAGGCAAGCGUCGUGCACUGGCUAUCGACUCUGAGGAGGAAGGCACCGAAUCACAAACUCUUGAAACCGUCAGACAACCCGUUCGCAAGCGAGCUCGUAUAAAGGAGAUGGAGAAGUUGUUCUUGGCUUCUGAUGAUGACGACGCCAAACACGACGCAGGCCUUGAAUCUUUCCAGGAACAACCUGCCAGAGCCUUCUACGCCUGCCCGUGCUCGAGCCAGUAAACGCAGGCGUGUGGUUGCUGAUGAUGAUUCUGAUGAUGGAGUCACAUUCAAAGGCUUCGGCAAGAAAAGAAGAACGAAAUAGUCCGCGUGAAGGUGCUGUCAGUGUCAUAAUAUCAUCUAGACUGCCUACUGCAAGAAAACAAAGCUGGUAGAUAUAUAUACAGAUCGUGCAGUUGAGGCUCAUCGUAAUUCGUCAUGAAUAGCGAAUCCA
Suillus paluster is the source of this 2896-nucleotide messenger RNA. RefSeq lists its product as uncharacterized. Gene Ontology annotation, molecular function: damaged DNA binding. Lineage: Eukaryota; Fungi; Basidiomycota; Agaricomycetes; Boletales; Suillaceae. The record is from RefSeq and is a predicted model, not a curated record. Gene Ontology annotation, biological process: double-strand break repair via homologous recombination; mitotic G2 DNA damage checkpoint signaling. The transcript is spliced from 11 exons. The coding region runs from base 244 to 2685 and encodes 813 amino acids. Gene Ontology annotation, cellular component: Mre11 complex.